AACCACAGAGUGGGAGUGCAACGGUCGACUGCGUCAUUUCUCGUAUCUUCUUAUUUAGGGUUUCCUCCAGCUUCUCUGUUCAUGAUUCAUCCCUCUCUCUCACUCUGGAGAUCCAAGUCUGCGUGAUUGGCUGUCGAGAAAAUGGUGGUGGCUAAGCUAACUUACGAGGAAUGCCGACGAAAAAGGCUGGAGGAGAACAAGAAAAGAAUGGAAGACCUCAAUCUCACCAAGCUUUCUCAAGCUCUCCUUACCCCUUCUCCCAAGGCCUCACCGAUGAAGCAGGUAAAGCCUCGUGUGGUUCGAGAACAAGUAGUCGCCGUAAGAAGGUCGGGUCGUGUAGCCAAGAAGCCCGCCCCAGAUUAUAAAGAAGUUUCAUACGAUCGUCUGGAGAUGCCCAGAAGGAUAUAUAAAAUUCAUAAGCGGAGGGACUUGUCGAACCGGGUGUAUGCUUCCGAUGAAGCUAGAGCACAUGCAAUAGGGAGAGCAGAAGAGCUGCAGGCGGAUCUGGAACCUGAGUAUCCAAACUUUUUGAAGCCAAUGCUUCAAUCACAUGUAACUGGUGGGUUCUGGCUGGGCCUUCCUGCUCACUUCUGCAAGAUGAACCUUCCAAAACGCGAGGACAUUAUCACUUUAGUGGAUGAAGCAGGUGACAAGUACCCAACGGUAUUCUUGGCCCGAAAGGCAGGACUCAGUGGUGGGUGGAGAGGAUUUUCCAUUGACCAUGAGUUGGUAGACGGUGAUGCUCUUGUUUUCCAACUAAUCAAGCCCACAGUAUUUAAGGUAAUGAUUGAACUCAUAACUAAACCAUACACUUUCAUCAGCAUCAUUUUUAAAUAUGGUUUGGUAUUUGAAGUUCAAUUUUGUGGUCUAUUUAAAUCAUCUUUCACACAUGCUCAGUAGCAUACAACAAUUACAUGUUUGAUCAUGAAUGCACAUGAUUUUGAGGUUGUGUAUUAUAAAACUGCCCAAAUUACAUUUAUGAAGAAUUGAAUGUUAUGCCACCACAUGCUAUUUAUAGUGGGGGGCUGUGCCUUGGGAUGCCAUCAUGGGUGAGAUGGCAUCCCAUGAUUGGUUGGAUUCUCAGGAUCUAACCAAUUAAAGAAUGCCAUGCUACUCGCUGUGGUAUUUGACGACAAACAAUAUUUCCAUUUGUACUUUUUUUUUUGGUAUAAGUUCUCCAUAAGGAAUAACUUUUGCCUUCCCCAACAUGUCGUAGAUAACCAUUUUGUAUUUGCUGAGUUUCUUUCCAGGUUUACAUUAUAAGGGUUAAUAGUUUUAAAAGGGAUGAACAGCUCUAAGACAUAAAAUUCAGAAGUUGGGCGUCAAAUGAAUCAUUGCAGCUAAUUGUAUGCUUCUGUACUUCCACAAAGUAAAUUGUAAUGCUAAUGAUGGUACUUCCUCAGCUUCCUUGUGCUUCCAUAUUCUCCCGCCUUAUGAAAUCCAUUUUUGAUUAGAAACUGGAAGGUUUCCACAGGGACUAGUAUGGACCGGAAUCUGAACUCUGAACCAGAAACUAGUAGCAGUAGCCUGUAGUGUAGCUAUUGAUGGGUUCUUGCCCACAAGUUGUACUGACAUAUAUGCAUAAUGUAAUCAGCUGAGCGGUUUGUUUGUGAUUUAUUUUGAGAUAGCAAACCAUUUGGUACAUUAAAAAAUCAAUUUUUCUUAACCUUA
Molecule: messenger RNA, 1671 nt
Organism: Malania oleifera
Lineage: Eukaryota; Viridiplantae; Streptophyta; Magnoliopsida; Santalales; Ximeniaceae
Product: B3 domain-containing protein At3g19184
Exons: 5
Coding region: 142-900 (252 amino acids)
Molecular function (GO): DNA binding
Source: RefSeq, a predicted model, not a curated record